AUGUCAUCCAACGUUAAUCGGGAGGCCUCUCCCGAUACUCGGAGCAGCCCGAUCUCAACACUACAGCUAGAAUAUAAAGCCUACGACGAGGAAUUUCCCGAAGCUUGCUUGGGGUUAUUCUUCGCUAACCAACGUAAGGUAGGAAGGAAAUGGAAGGAGUUGGGCAUACCAGCCCCUACGGAAGUUAGUAAGGACGCCGAGGGCAAUCUCAAGCCCCAGCAUCACCAGGUCCCUCCACCUCGGAGCCAGAAACCACAUAAGGACGACGACCCCUGUGCGGGUGAGAUCGUGCCUGGCAAGGCAGUGCCAGAGGCCAAGGAACGAGAGUUCAUAGUCGUUGCCACCCACAGGGUGCGCGAACUACAGGAGCAAGGCUGGACCCUCUGGGACGCUCCAACUCCGGCCCUCGACAUCGAUAAAGGGUACAAAGAUGAUCGAGUGUUUUAUCGCUGGUUCGACGUCAACACCACCGACAAUCCGGUUGCGGACACCGCAUUCUUCCUCGGGCGAGCCAGUGACUUUCCUCUACUUGGUGAUGGCGGUUCCGACCCGGAGGUACAAGCCAAGUCUCCUUCCUUUGCCCCGUUCACUCCGGUAGAGGACAUGACCGAAACGCGUUCAGCGACCUCAACCGGUCAUAUCCAUCAACGGAGGCGACCGAUCGGUAUCGGCCCUGGUUGGGGCAGCUACGACGACUUCACUAUCUUCCAAUCAUACGAGAGAAAAUGGUCGAUCGAUACAAUGGCACCCUUUGAAGUGAGGAGCAAAUCGGGUCAAAUCAUGAGGUGCGACGUCAAACUGGAACCGUCUCCGACAACACUACCACCGCCACCCGAUAAGCAGAGCCCGGCCCCGUCACUCAAAGAAGCCCAAGACAAUACCACGAAAACAGCAGCCCAACCCCUAUCCUAA
Durotheca rogersii is the source of this 912-nucleotide messenger RNA. RefSeq lists its product as uncharacterized. The transcript has 6 exons. The coding region runs from base 1 to 912 and encodes 303 amino acids. Lineage: Eukaryota; Fungi; Ascomycota; Sordariomycetes; Xylariales; Xylariaceae. The record is from RefSeq and is a predicted model, not a curated record.